UCGCCAGUUGGCAGCUAAAAAUCCGUACACUCCUGUCCGUCCUGUUAUGUCCUGUCCUGUCCUGAGCCAAUAAUAACCAAUCCGCAAACAUCUAAAUUCUCGAUCCCCACCUUCAGUAUCUCAUAAAAUUCCCGCUCUACUCGUGCGAUCUCCCAUUUGGCUUCUCCUUCUUCCUCUCCUCCCUCCCACCGACACCAAUGAAUCCCAAAACCAGUAAAGGAAAAUGGAGGUUCAACCCUAAGCUAGGGUUGACUGUUGUCUUUCUCUCUUCCUCCUUCUUCCUCGCCGGUCUUUUUGCUUCCAAUCUCAUCUCUCAGGAUUUAUCUGGAGCUAGGCAGAUACCAAGGCAGCUCCAAUCGGUGAAAGAGGAGAUUAUCGACUAUGAUUUAUUGCCUCCAGGAAAGACUGGAGACGAUUCUAUUACUGUGAUCCCUUUUCAGGUUUUGAGCUGGAAACCGCGUGCUUUGUAUUUUCCUAAUUUUGCUACUGCAGAGCAAUGUCAAAGCGUAAUUAAUAUGGCAAAGCCAACCCUUAAGCCCUCCACUUUAGCUUUACGGAAGGGAGAAACAGAAGAGAACACAAAAGGAAUCAGAACCAGCUCUGGCAUGUUUAUUAGUGCUUCUGAAGACAAAACUGGGGUGUUGGAUGCUAUUGAGGAAAAAAUUGCUAGAGCCACAAUGCUUCCCAGGGCCAAUGGAGAGGCAUUCAAUGUCUUGCGCUAUGAGAUUGGGCAAAAGUAUAAUUCUCAUUAUGAUGCAUUCAAUCCUACAGAGUAUGGCCCGCAGAGAAGCCAACGGGUUGCUUCUUUCCUGUUAUAUUUGUCUGAUGUAGAAGAAGGUGGGGAGACCACGUUUCCAUUGGAGAAUGGCAUGGACAUUGAUGAAAGUUAUGACUUUGAAAAGUGUAUCGGUUUGCAAGUAAAACCACGCCAAGGGGAUGGACUUCUAUUCUAUUCGCUAUUCCCAAAUAAUACAAUUGAUCCGACAUCGCUGCAUGGAAGCUGUCCAGUAAUCAAAGGGGAGAAAUGGGUGGCUACAAAGUGGAUUAGAGAUGAAGGACAAUACGAAUAGAAUACUAGCACAUGCCUGCAUUGCCAAUGUUUUAUGUUGCUUUUGAUUGGAUGUCGACAAAGAAAAAUAAGAAACUUUCAAGCAGUUAUUCAUGUCUUUUUGUUAAGUUAAUUUUUAUAGUAAUGUAUAGGAGUGUAUAAAAAAACUGUCAAACCGAUUAAUCCAAUCAAUUAGUAUAAAUCCAAAUCGAAAUUAGUAGUUUUUUGCAUUUAAA
This is a messenger RNA of Hevea brasiliensis (rubber tree), 1284 nucleotides long. Its product is annotated as probable prolyl 4-hydroxylase 9. NCBI's taxonomy places the organism in Eukaryota, Viridiplantae, Streptophyta, Magnoliopsida, Malpighiales, Euphorbiaceae. The record is from RefSeq and is a predicted model, not a curated record. Gene Ontology annotation, molecular function: L-ascorbic acid binding; iron ion binding; procollagen-proline 4-dioxygenase activity. Gene Ontology annotation, cellular component: endoplasmic reticulum. The coding region runs from base 198 to 1070 and encodes 290 amino acids. Gene Ontology annotation, biological process: peptidyl-proline hydroxylation to 4-hydroxy-L-proline. The transcript has 8 exons.